Molecule: messenger RNA, 1540 nt
Organism: Truncatella angustata
Lineage: Eukaryota; Fungi; Ascomycota; Sordariomycetes; Amphisphaeriales; Sporocadaceae
Product: nucleotide-binding domain-containing protein
Exons: 2
Coding region: 1-1266 (421 amino acids)
Molecular function (GO): FAD binding; D-amino-acid oxidase activity
Source: RefSeq, a predicted model, not a curated record
AUGACUUUGACGCUUUGGAGAGACUUGACGCCUUUAGCUGAGCCUAUGAGGCGGCCAACUAUUGUAUCGCCCCAUAUACUCGUGAUAGGUGGUGGAGUGACUGGAUUAGUAACCUCAUGGGCCCUGCUCGAUCGAGGUUACAGUGUCACUAUUCUGAGCUCUGCUUGGGUUAAUGAAGAAAGUCGCCUAACGUCUCAAAUUGCCGGUGCUCUGUGGGAAUUCCCGCCGGCUGUUUGCGGCUCCCAUACUGAUGCUAUAUCAUUGGCACACUCGAAAAGAUGGUGUAUGACGGCCUAUCGUGUAUGGGAUGCGAUAGCCUCCAUCCCCAUACUAAGCGAGGAGUCAGGCGUGCGGAUGAUGCCGUCAGAUUUCUUCUUUCCUGAUAUAGUCGAAAACGAUGACGCACAGUAUUCUAAGAUGGUGGAGAUUAUAGCGAGUGGUGUCCGAGGGUUUUACCGAGGGGCCGACCUGAUGGACGAGAGGAGAGUCGACGAGUCCUAUGGUGCAGUCGAUGCAUAUGAGCUGAUGGCUCCAAUUAUUGACACCGACAAGGCUAUGGAGUGGUUGACACGUCUCGUGCAGGACAAGGGCGCACAGCUCGUGACGGAAACUAUCAACGACGACCUUCUAAAUGUCGAAGGGAAACUCCGAACGCGAUUCGGUGCUGAUGUUAUCAUCAACUGCACCGGCCUGCAAGGACAGGUUCUAGCUGGCGAUUCAACCGUGUACCCAAUCCGAGGAGGGUUAAUCCGCGUGAUCAACGAUGGGUCGGACUUUCCGAAGGUUGAGGCAGCUCUAACCAUCACAGCUGAUGCAGUCCAUGACUCAAACGAGAUCGUUUUUCUUGUACCAAGAAACGACAAUAUCCUGCUGAUUGGCGGCAUAGCAGAGCCGCAUGAGUGGGACUUGAAUCUCACGUUGGACAGCCCUAUCAUACGACGGAUGCGGGAGAGAUGCGAGGCAUUCUUGCCAGAUUUGAAGGCUGCCCGUGUAGAUCCGGAUUACCCGUUAGCACAAGGUCUCCGUCCAUUCAGGGGAAAUAACGUGAGGGUUGAGCGCGAGCUGCGAAGACCCAACAGCCGAAUUGUGCAUUCUUACGGCCAAGGGGGCGCCGGUUGGUCGCUAUCCUUCGGAUGCGCUCAUGACGUCUUGCUGUUGGUUGAGGAGGUGUUGACAGGCGUCGCAGCAAGAUCGAUGAGAGAAAUGGAGAGCGAGCGCAAAGGCAUGAAGUUCAGAGGCACUAGGGAGGCCAGAGCGGCACUCUAGGCUAGGUGUAAUCAUAUUCACUCCCACUCUCCUUGCAUGUAUGUCAGGUUACAAGGGGCUCAUAGCAGGCUGUUUUGCAGGUUCUAACCGGUACGGAGUAAAGGGAUGUAGUAGCGACGUCAGGACCACGUAGUGCAUUAUGUCAACGCUGACGGAAUGAAAUCAUGCAUGCAUGUACGUAUGUAUGUAUGCACUGACCGCGCUUUCCAAGCAUGUCAGUCAGGGGUGUAAGCAAAGGGCAACUGCAGCUCACUGACAGAACAAAGACUCCCAC